CAGUUCUCCUUUUCGCUUGCUCUCUCUUUCUCUCUUUCUCUCUCUCUCUCUGUUUUCACAACCACACACAACCUGCAAUGGCUGAAGCACGCUCUGCUGUGGCUGUUGUUCCGCCUCGUCUGGGUGUCACCCUCAGUGAGGACGGCAGCCUGCACGUCCACUGGGAGAAAGACGCCAUCGCGCUGCUCCUAAAAGCCGUUCGCAAGGCAGCUGUUCGCCGGUACUUUCGCGUGAGCAAUGCCAUUGUGAAUGGCGUCUGGCCCGCCUCCCCCGCGUCCCUCGCAGUCAUGCUCUCGGUCUUUGCCGCCAUCAUGCUCGCAGACGGCACUGCCAGCGAAGAGUCCAAUCUGUACUUUGUGCGCUCCAAGCUGGACUGGAUUAACGAUCAUCUCUGGUGGGCGGAAUGGGCGCCGACACUCUUCCGCGUUCUCAUCGUUUCGUCCAUCGGCGCGGUGCUCUUCUUCCUGCUGACUUCGAUUGUUCGUCGAUACCUCUUGCGCACGGCGCUGUCAUGGAAGGGCUGGAUGUACCAAGAGCCGGGCAAGCGCUCGCAUGCCGUGACUGCAUGGGGCUUGAUUGUUCAGGUGCUCAGCUUCUCGCUCAAAAAACCGCUCAUGUACAGCUACCAGAAUGCCCUGCCCCGGCAAUCGGUUCCUGCGUUGAAAGACACUGUGGCUCGCUACCUGAAAACGGUCGAACCUCUUUUGUCAUCCGAGGAGUUUGCCUCAGUCAAGAAGAACGCUCAAGACUUUGUCAACACCACUGGCCCUGCGUUCCAACGUCUGCUGCUUCUCAAGUCCUGGAUGGCUGACAACUAUGUGACUGACUGGUGGGAAAAGUACGUCUAUCUCCGCGGCCGCUCGAGCAUCAUGAUCAACAGCAACUUUUACGUGCUGGACUCAAACAAUUGGUCGCCUACCACGAUUCAAGCGUCCCGUGCCGGACAGCUCACUUACCAGCUCUGCCAGUUCCGUCAGCUCUGGGAGCGCGAACAGCUUCAACCGUUGGUCAUCCGCGACACAGUCCCGCUCUGCAUGUGGCAGUACGAGCGCAUUUUCUCGACCAGCCGCAUUCCUGGCAAGGAAUUCGACGAGAUUGUGCACUAUGACAAGCACGAAAGUCGCCACAUUAUUGUGCAAUGCCGCAACAUCUUUUACGACGUCUCGCUCUUCCACACUGACGGCAGCCCGUUCACUGCGGCCGAUUUCGAAAACCAGUACGAAUGGAUCCUUCGUGACGCUGCCCAAUCGCCCGCGCCUGCUCAGGGCGCUGAUCGCCUUGCGGCGCUGACGGCCGACAACCGCGGCAUUUGGCACGACGCUCGCCUCAACCACUUCAGCGCUGGCAUCAACCGCGUCUCUCUUGCACGCAUUGACAAGGCAGCCUUCUUUGUCAACCUCGACGAAGGCGCGCCGGCUCUUGGCGAAGCAGGCGCGUCCGAUCAAGGUCGCGCGCUCUUGCAUGGCAACGGUCGCAACCGCUGGUUUGACAAGUCCUUCACCCUUGUCGUGUUCUCGAACGGCAAGGCUGGCCUCAACACGGAGCACUCGUGGGCCGACGCACCCGUCAUUGGACACAUGUGGGAAUGGGCCGGCACUGCCGAAACCAUGGCCGGCAGCUACCUGACCUCGGGCGCAGUCGACAUCCAAGCUGCUGACAUUCGCCGCGCUGGCGCGAUUGGCGACCUCCCUUCCGAUUCCAGCAUCAAGGCUGCCCGCGUCAAGGAGCAGUUGAGCAUUCAUCUGAGCGCGCAACGCCCGCAAAAGCUCCAGUUCCAGUUCAGCCAAGCGGCCGUGCAGCUCCUUGACGAGUCCUUGGUUCGCGCGCAGGCAAUGAUCAGCGACUUUGACUUGAAGAUUCUCUACUUUAAAGAGUUUGGCAAGUCCACCAUCAAGAAGGCCCGCGUGUCCCCUGACGCCUUCAUCCAGCUAGCGCUGCAGCUCGCGUACUUUAAAAACCAGGGCAAGUUCACCCAGACGUACGAGUCUUCCAUGACCCGCCUCUACCUCAAAGGCCGUACCGAGACAGUCCGUCCCGUCACCGACAUGACCUGUGCCUUUGUCCGGGCCAUGGUCGACAAGGACGGCAAGAAGGAAGAACGCGUGCGUUUGCUGCAGAAGGCGGGAGACUUGCACCAGCAGGCGUACCGUGACGCAAUGUGCGGCAAGGGUGUCGACCGCCACUUGUUUGCGCUGUACCUGGUCUCCAUCUACAAGCAGCAGGAGUCCAAGUUCCUUUCGGACGCCCUGUCCGUUCCGUGGCGCUUGUCGACGAGCCAACAACCGCAACAGCAGACCGACCGUUGGGAUCCCAACGCCCCCGAUUCGUGGGACCGUGUUUGCGCCGGCGGUGGCUUUGGACCCGUGGCAGAUGAUGGCUAUGGCGUUUCUUACAUGGUCGCUGGCGAGAAGCGGCUCUUCUUCCACGUGUCCUGCAAGCGCUCCUCUUCCAACACGGAUGCCACCGAGUUUGCUCGUUUGAUUUCGGAGAGCUUGAUGGAGAUGCGCGACCUCUUUGUCUGAGCAACACAAUCCUGGUUUUAUUCCAAUCAAUACAGUACCUUUGUUCAUGCCU
This is a messenger RNA of Capsaspora owczarzaki ATCC 30864, 2574 nucleotides long. Its product is annotated as carnitine O-acyltransferase. Gene Ontology annotation, molecular function: carnitine O-palmitoyltransferase activity. Gene Ontology annotation, biological process: carnitine metabolic process; fatty acid metabolic process. NCBI's taxonomy places the organism in Eukaryota, Filasterea, Ministeriida, Capsasporidae. The record is from RefSeq and is a predicted model, not a curated record. Gene Ontology annotation, cellular component: mitochondrion. The transcript has 10 exons. Bases 78 to 2522 code for a protein of 814 amino acids.